GGGCGUUGUUAUUAUUAUUAUAUCCGGGAUUUUUGCUCUCCUCACGCAGAACAAGUACCUGCUAUUUCACAUCGAUUCUCCACAGCCACGCUGGACACGAUGGACUAUAGUAUCCGCGCCGCUAACGUGGAAGACUGCAAGGACAUCGCGCGGAUGAUCAUGGAAUUAGCAGAAUAUGAGAAAGUAACAGAGCAUGUGAAGGUCACACAGAGAGACUUGGAGCAGGAUGGUUUCUCCAAGAACCCAUUCUUCCAUGGAAUUAUUGCGGAGGUACCGGAGCAGCAUAAAAGCAGUGAAGGUCAUGUGAAGAUAGGCUAUGCACUUUACUUCUAUGCCUACAGUUCAUGGUCAGGCAGAGCUGCUUAUAUGGAGGACUUGUACGUGAUGCCGGACUUUAGAGGGAAGGGCAUUGGCAAAGCGCUUAUGAGCAAGGUGGCACAGCUGAGUCUGGCUGCCGGCUGCAAACAGCUCAAUUUUACCGUUCUGAACUGGAACAAAGCAUCACUGGAUUUUUACAUCAGCCAAGGCUGUUUUGAUGUCACGGAAAAAAUGGGCUACCACUGUAUGCGCUGUGAGGAGGAGGCACUGCAAAACCUGGCCCAACCCUAAUCUACCAGCUGGGCUCCUGACUUUGUGCCCAUGAGCAUGAGGUCGACCUCUCAGACUUAAUGGUGAUGAAACACAAAUUCAAGGGGGAAAAAAUGAUUUAAGUAAUUAUCUGUUCAUAAGCUCUGCCCCCACUUCAUUACUGUCAGGCUAGGCAAUAGUAUUGCUGUGUGUUUACACUAGGUAACGUGUAAUUUAAAUGUGUCAUAUGACAAAAUGACAUCAUACAAAUUCAAUGCAAAUAUCAGGCGGUAUGAUGACACAACACGAGAUAAGAUGUGAAACUUGUACACCUGCCUCUACUUACAAUCCAAGUAACUUCAGCCAUUUUUGUGUGAGACUUUGCAAAAAAGACAACGACAAUUUGUGAUGCGUUCAGUGUUAACGCACAUUAAGAUUUAAACCACGAGAAAAACACACCUAUAUUUACUACACUGUUGAGCUGAGUAAUUUGAAUUUGAAUUGACUUUAUUCCUCCCCCGGGGGGGAAACACACAUGGCAAGGGCUUUGACUUUGACUUUAAAGGCUUCACCAUGUUUCCACAGCAGCCCAAACAGAUCAUUUGCAUUUUGAAGCGGAAGCUUACGACACAAACACAAUAGAACUACAUCCUUUCUGGUAUGUGAAGGCCACCGUAGUCACCAUUCGAUCCUUACACUCUGGACCUUUAACCUGAAGUAGUGACCAUUAAAUGUCAUAAUUCAAAGGUAAAAUUAUUUCAUACACCAGAAAACUUGAUGCACUUCAUUGCACAAACAUGGGUGUGGGGUUUCAUUGACUAACUCUUUCCCAUUAAAUUCAUGAUUAAAUGUGACAAUAACAACCAAAAAGCCAGUUACCUCUGACUGUAGAUGUUUGUAUUUGUAUGUAGCCAUUGUUUUCAUCCCAAUAAGCUCCGUACAUAGUGUGCACCGAAGGAAUCUGUGGAAUUCAACCUAAAACCUCCAUCAAAUCUGCCAAAUAGCAAACUGAGGCCUGGUUAUAAAUAAAUGUAUGAAGCACAGAAUCAAAAGCGAACCAACCAGUGGAAUUUGAAAAAAAAUAAAAAUAAAUCCUGGACUGGACUCAGCAUCUUAAACUUGUCCUGGUCUGGACUUCUGUUUUAUAUCCAGUUAAAUUAAAAAAAAAAGAAAAAGGAAAAAAAGAAAAGGACUUUUCAUAUCAUUUCCAGCCAUUUAAUGAAAACACCCAGAGUACUGAGUUAUAUUUAGUUUGUUUUCUCUCACUCUAAACAAGUAGAAAACGCUGACCGUCUUUUGUAGCUUUGGCAAUUUCCAUAUUUUCUUUAUAAAACAUUUGAGUAAAGAAUGGGCUGUUGUUUUUUUUGCUUCUAUGUGCAAAAUCUACAAAAUCAAUCAAUGUGACAAAGCACAUUUAACAUCUUGUCAUCCAUGCUGUUGCAGAGUGCAUGACCCAAGGAAUCUAUAUUGACUCAAAGGGAAGACGGAGAGAUAUUUAUAUCCUCCCUUGUCUGCAUCUUCCCACCAGAAUAGCAGACCCAGAGUUAUAAAUUAUAAGACUUGUCGCUCUAUUUCUCAAGUGGAGUCCACAAACUCUUUCUAAAUCAAAUCAAAGUUGACUCUUCUGCAAUAAAUCCAUCAACUUUAAUGAGCAAACUGUAAAUUCAAAAGACAAGAGAAGACUUUUAAAUGCUUGAAAUGUUAAUUUUAGAUUUUUACUACACGGACGAACAGCCAGUACCAGUAGACAAAACAACCAUGAUGCAUCGGACUGGUUUUACUCAACUGUGGUGCCGUUUAUUUGUGAGGACGAGCCUCUGUGUUUGGUUUCUUGUGUGUCAUACAUGUUUAUAUUUUACUUCAACAGUGUUUUAUUGUUUGUUUGUUUUUUAUUCUCCAUGUUUCUAUUUUUCCUCCUGUGGGAAGCUUGUGCACUGUAUGUUUUAAGAUUUUCUUUUUUUGUUUAAGUGCCAUUUGCGGUCUCUGAAAGAAUCUAAGUAGUAUCUACUGUACCUGGAAUCUACUUUAGCCAUUUUUGUUUUGGUUUGACUGCUUUGUUGAUACUGAUCAGAUGAAUAAAGUGUGUGAUUUGUGAUUUAGUGGCUGUCUAAAGGAAUAUCCAUAGCUGGUUAGUUGAGAAUAUAAAAUGUUUGUAAAUCUGAAUUGAAAAAAGUGGGAAUAAAAUGAUGACUAUCAAGUUA
This is a messenger RNA of Solea senegalensis (Senegalese sole), 2768 nucleotides long. Its product is annotated as thialysine N-epsilon-acetyltransferase-like. NCBI's taxonomy places the organism in Eukaryota, Metazoa, Chordata, Actinopteri, Pleuronectiformes, Soleidae. The coding region runs from base 100 to 609 and encodes 169 amino acids. Gene Ontology annotation, molecular function: N-acetyltransferase activity. The transcript has 6 exons. The record is from RefSeq and is a predicted model, not a curated record.